AACAAAAAGCCAGUAUGACCAAAAUUGAUUUAUCUCUUUUUGCGAAAAAGUUCCGAGGCUCGUUUUUGGGAGUUUUAACUGGAGACUGUUUGGGCAGUCCUUAUGAAAAUGAAAAGUUGACCUCAGGUAUGCGGCUAGUUUUGCAAAAGUCGUUUGACACAAUGGAAGGACCAGUUUAUAAAGCUCCAGUUAUUCAGUAUACUGACGAUUCAGCGAUGACAAAGUCCGUUGCCGAAUCUUUAAUUGAAAAAAAAGAUCUUGAUUUGAAGGAUCUGGCGAUGAAAUUCGUCAAAAGUUACUAUCUAGAACCUAAUAGAGGAUAUGGUUCAGGUGUUGUAACAGUUUUUCAAAAACUUCGAGGAUCGAAAUUUGCCGAUGUCCUUCUUCCUGCUAAGGAACAAUUCAACGGAGGAGGAUCAUUCGGAAAUGGAGCCGCAAUGAGAGUUGCGCCAAUUUCUAUGUUUUGCUAUAAAAAUUACGAUAAAUUAAUUGAGUUGGCCAAAAAACAAUCUUUACUCACGCACACGCAUAAGAUCGGCGUUGACGGAGCAAUUUUGCAAGCAAUGGCCAUUCAACAAAGUUUACAUAUUCAUCCUGAAGAACAGUUCAAUGUUAUUGAAUUUGUUGAUCAACUGUUAAACAAAAUGAAAUUUGUCGAAAUUGAUGAAGAAGGUUUGGAUUUAAUUGAAGCACAACCUUAUACAGCCCAAUUGAAACUGGUAAAAAAUUUGCUACUGGAAGAAGGUGAUGACAAUCCUACUCAUCAAAAAGUUAUCAAACUCUUGGGUAAUGACAUAAGUGGUUUAAGAUCUGUUCCAACUGCUAUAUUUUGCUUUUUACGAGCUCAAAAGCCAAUAUCUGGAAUAAAUACAGAUAAUCCCUACAGAAGGGCACUUCAAUAUGCAAUAAGUUUAGGAGGAGAUGCAGAUACUAUUGGAAGUAUGACUGGUGCCAUAGCUGGAGCAUUAUAUGGAAUUGAUAAAAUACCACCAAAUAUAAUUCAUCAUUGUGAAGCUUCCGAUGAAUUUUGUCAAUUAGCUGACAAUUUACUUGAUACUGCAAAUGGAUUGCAAUGGAAUUUGUAAAAUUCAAAUAAACAUAAUAAACUAUGUAAAUAAUUUGCGAAUCAAGACUGAAAGAAUAAUUUUUUAAUAUGUACAUUAUGUUGUUAAAUAAUCUGAACAAAUAUUGUAUAAAAAUAUUAACAUCAAUAAAAUAUUAUGGAAUAGUUACAAAAUUAAA
Trichogramma pretiosum is the source of this 1242-nucleotide messenger RNA. Its product is annotated as poly(ADP-ribose) glycohydrolase ARH3-like. The transcript has 6 exons. Lineage: Eukaryota; Metazoa; Arthropoda; Insecta; Hymenoptera; Trichogrammatidae. Gene Ontology annotation, cellular component: nucleus; mitochondrion. The record is from RefSeq and is a predicted model, not a curated record. Bases 15 to 1085 code for a protein of 356 amino acids.